AUGGUCUCCCAAGACUUCACCAUAACCUCUGCCGGCGCCCUUUCAGCCCUCACCUCUCUCGGCGGCAUCAUUGGCUACGCACGAACCGGCUCCAUCCCCUCCAUCGCCGCCGGCCUAUCUGUCGGCGCUCUGUACCUCUUGAGCCUCUUCCGCCUCCGCAACAACCAGCCAUACGCCGAGGAGAUUGGUCUGCUCGCCUCGACGGUUCUCGCGGGAUCAUCUGUGCCUCGUGCGUUGAGGCUGAGGAAGCCAGUGCCCAUUGCGCUUAGUGUGAUUGCGACGUAUGGAUUGGUGAUUUUUGGAUUGGCGUUUCGCGAUAAGAGGGCUGCGAGGGUCUAG
Talaromyces amestolkiae is the source of this 339-nucleotide messenger RNA. RefSeq lists its product as uncharacterized. NCBI's taxonomy places the organism in Eukaryota, Fungi, Ascomycota, Eurotiomycetes, Eurotiales, Trichocomaceae. Bases 1 to 339 code for a protein of 112 amino acids. The transcript is spliced from 2 exons. Gene Ontology annotation, cellular component: membrane. The record is from RefSeq and is a predicted model, not a curated record.